Phalacrocorax carbo (great cormorant) is the source of this 2647-nucleotide messenger RNA. The record is from RefSeq and is a predicted model, not a curated record. NCBI's taxonomy places the organism in Eukaryota, Metazoa, Chordata, Aves, Suliformes, Phalacrocoracidae.
GGUGCGGCAGGUCGGGGGCGAGGGGUGGGGGGCUCCCGGGACGGUCCGUCGCUCGUGAGAUGCUCCGUCAUUCCCAUGGCAUGCCAUCUCUUGUGAGAUGCUGCACCGCUCGUGGGAUGACACUUCAUCACUCGUGACACACUCCACCACUUCUGAGAUGCUCCACCACUUGUGAGACACUCUAUCACGUGUGAAACGGCACUCCAUCACUCGUGAGAUGCUCCAUCACUCGUGAGGUGCUCCACCUCUCAUGAAACAAUGCUCCACUGCUCGUGAGAUGCUCCAUCACUCGUGAGGUGCUCCACUGCUCAUGAAACAACGCCACACCGCUCGUGAGACGCUCCAUCACUUGUGAGGUGCUCCACCACUCAUGAAAAAAUGCUCCGCCACUUGUGAGAUGCUCCAACGCUCAUGAAAUGACACUCCACCACUUGUGAGACUCUCUACCGCUCGUGAAACGUAGCUCCAUCACUUGUGAGACAAUGCUCCAUCACCCAUGACAUGUUCUGCCACUUGUGAGAUGCUCCGCUGCUCCUUGCAGGCAUUCCCACAAUCACCGUGGGGAAGGGACAAGGGGCUACGUGGCCCUGCCGAGGGAGAACUUGCUUGAGGUGCAGGCGUGGGCGGCCUCCUGGGAUGCACUUUGCGGAGCAGCUGGUGCUGACAGCCGGUACUUCCCGGCUGCCUGCUGCGCCGGGGGAUGGCAGGGCCGGCUCCGGGCACCAAUGCGCAUUCGGAUGAUCUGAGCAAUAACAAAGUUUUUCAUCUGGCCGCCUGCAGCUCCCACUGCACCGCCCCUGCGGCUGCGGGGAGGGGUAUGGCCCUCGCAGGUCCCCUGGGUGCCGUGGGAAGCACUGGCUCCUCGGCUGCCUGGAGAGGAGUCGCAGAUGUGGCUGGGACUGCCGGCAAGGCACGGCCGCGCUCGGCAUGGGGCUCCGGCUCCCGCUGCGCCGGAGUGCCAGCUUCACCCCUGACCACCCUGCCCUCAUGGAGGUGCCUGGCCCCACCGCCCUGAAGACAGAAGCAAAUGUCCUCAUUAUGGGAGCGGACAAUGUGGGGAAAUCAGCUCUGACUGUGCGUUUCCUCACCCGGCGCUUUAUCGGGGAGUACGGAGACAUGGAAUUCAUCUACAGUCACAGCAUGACCGUGGACGGCCGAGAGAUUCUCUUCCACAUCUGGGAUGUCCCCAAUUCCCAGGAGCAGGCAGAGGAGGGCUCCUCAGAGGAGAAGCGAAUCCAGUGGGCAGACAGCUUUGUCCUGGUCUACAGCAUCUGCGACCGUGCCAGCUUCAACAUCCUGCCCCUCAAAAUCCAGAUCAUCAAGGCAUUCAAGGAGGGUCAGAGCCAGGAGAAGGUUCCCAUUGUCAUUGUGGGCAACAAACGUGACCUACACCACCAACGGGUGGUGUCCAGCGAGGAGGGUCGGCUCCUGGCCCUCUCUUUAGACUGUGGCUUCUAUGAGGUCUCUGCAGCUGAGGCUUAUCAUGGGGCCCUCACAGUCUUCCAUGGACUGGCCGAGCGCAUCCCUGACACGAAACUGGCACUGAAAAAGGGUACAGGGAUCCGUGGCAUCGUCAAGACCAUGUCUGCUGUGUUUGCCCGUAAGCGAACAGAUUCCCUCUGAGAUACAGCCUGGGUGUUGCUUCUCUCUGUGUUGCCCAGGUAGACUGAGCCUCCUCCCUGGGUGCCCAUGGAGAUGGCGUGAACUUCCAUAGGUAUGUUGGGUUCCUUGCUGCCUUCCUACCCUCAGGGUCUGGGUCUCCUGCCAUACAUAGCCGGUGCAGCAGAGGACUGUAGUACCUUCCUCUGCUCCCUCCUGUAGAGCUCUUGGCUCCGUGGUGGGACAGGUGGUGGGGCAAAGUCUCUACUCUUUGCUGUAUCAGAUUUUUAGGUGCCUCCUGAUUUCUCCUAUCCUCCAAUGCUGGAAACCACCGGGUGAUCUUGCCCCUGCUUCAGGCAGCAUCAUCCCCAGCUUCUUCAGCGGGAGCUGCCUGGGCUGUCAGUAACAGGGAGGACACGCUGCUUCUGCAUGGCCACCCAGCUCAGUGUCACCCCCUCCUACCCUGGGAUCCUUGUUCCUGUUUAACACUCAUCAGGGUCCUUUCUGGUAACCCUGGAGCACUGGGGAGCUGGCAACGUGGGGGCUUCUUUACUGGGGAGACACCAGCAGUUCCCAUGUGCACAUCACUGUGUCCGAGAGUCCCAGAGCCUGUGGUACUGGCUGACCCCUGAGGACCUUGAUGAGGUCCCCAGUCCCACCCACCUUGCUGUUGCAGCAUCCUGCUUGUGUUCCUUUCUCCCACAGCCUUUCAGCAACUAUGGCAGUUUCCCUUGUGCAAGCACUGUACAGGCUGUGCCUGGGAAAAACCAGGCACAUGGCUUGUUCCCAGGAUGGGGAAUCGUACCGUGCGCCUUCCCAAGCUGCUCCUUCUGUAAAGCUGCCUGUCCCUGGGGAGGAAGGGAGGUGGGGAAAGGAGUCACUGGGCUCAUUGCUGAACCCUUCUACUGUUGGGAUUUUUUUCCUGCCUCUCCCCAGACUCUUCCCUGGUGUGCCUGGGAAAGCAGUGUGUUGGGUUUGUGUGUGCAGUACAGACACUUAUUUCUCUGCUGUGUUCUGGAAAUGCAAUAAAUUGUCUUUGGCAAGAAGC